Ictalurus furcatus (blue catfish) is the source of this 3201-nucleotide messenger RNA. It is a transcript of the gene dyrk1aa, whose product is annotated as dual-specificity tyrosine-(Y)-phosphorylation regulated kinase 1A, a. NCBI's taxonomy places the organism in Eukaryota, Metazoa, Chordata, Actinopteri, Siluriformes, Ictaluridae. Bases 884 to 3133 code for a protein of 749 amino acids. Gene Ontology annotation, cellular component: nucleus. Gene Ontology annotation, molecular function: transcription coactivator activity; ATP binding; protein serine/threonine kinase activity. Gene Ontology annotation, biological process: protein autophosphorylation; peptidyl-serine phosphorylation; positive regulation of DNA-templated transcription. The transcript is spliced from 13 exons. The record is from RefSeq and is a predicted model, not a curated record.
UGUGCUGCAUGAGUGAUGAGGAGCUAAAGGAUGUUAGCAGGCUUGUGGUAGUAGCUCAGUGAUUCCGAUACAUUGAGGAGAAGCAGAGAGAGCUAAUGGUUUUUGCUAAGAUUUCGCUAGCGGGCGGAUCAAUAUAACUCUUCGAUCUGUUUUUGUUUCUUGGGAUUGCGAGAGCUUCUUUCGAAAUUGCAAUUUAGCGCAACACGAGUAGGAGAUACGUUGUACACGUUUAUAUAAAUACAGCUGGAAUGGUCUGGGUUGUUAAUAUAUAUUUUAUUAAAAUUUUAUUCUUGUUCUUAUUAUUUUAAAUCGCAGGCCGAGGUGUUGGUAACAUUUCAUUAGCUCGCUAACGUUAGCACGCUCUCAAAAUAGCCAGCUAAUUUGAACAUUUUAGCAGGUCAUACAGUUUGACUUUGUUUCACUGACCGACCGAGUGAAAUGGAGGAAUAAUAACAGAGGUUCGUCCUGGCUGAGGGUGAACAUGUCGGUCUUUAUUCGCGUUAGCCUUUUGAGCGCGGCAUUUAGCAACCUGGCUAAGUUAGUUAGCUAGCGCACUAGCUGAAGCGGGGUUUUUUUUCUUUCCUUUUUUUUUUCUUUUUUUUUUUUUUAGCCGGAGCUAGUCAUGCUACCUGUGUGACAGCUUUCCUGGACACAGUGCACUCACGGUAGACUGGCGCACUCAUACAUUUACAGCCACAAACACGAACCAGAUCCACACCAAUGAUCGUGCAAGUUGAAGAGAAAUCCGAACGUCGACCGUUGAAAGACCCUGCUGAGGCACCAGGGCUUUUCUCCCAUACGUACAACUUCAAAGUUGGUUCAGUGUACUGUGGUUCGCAGAUGGACUCCUCUGCCAGGAUGAUAUGAGAUUUGCCAGAGGACGAUGCAUACAGGAGGAGAGACCUCAGCAUGCAAACCCUCGUCUGUCCGGCUUGCUCCCUCGUUUUCGUUCAAUGCGGCAGAUGUGCAGAUGGCUGCGCAGACGCCCCAUUCUCACCUGCCAUUCAGUGACGGCCACCAGGCGAGCGCUGAAGCGCCGGCCCCCGUGCUGCCCUACGGCCCACAGGCACCGCAGCUCAACACCACCCAGGUGACCGCUGAUGUGGUGAUGUUACAAAGGCGGAUCCCCCAGUGCUUUCGGGAUCCGGCCACAGCCCCCUUGAGAAAGCUCUCCAUCGAAUUGAUCAAAACUUACAAACACAUCAAUGAGGUUUACUAUGCAAAAAAGAAGCGGCGGCAUCAACAGGGCCAAGGGGAAGACUCUAGUAAUAAGAAGGAGAGGAAAAUCUACAAUGACGGUUAUGACGACGAUAACUUCGACUACAUUGUUAAAAAUGGCGAGAAAUGGUUGGAUCGCUAUGAAAUCGAUUCGUUAAUAGGCAAAGGCUCCUUUGGACAGGUUGUGAAGGCCUACGACCGCUUGGAGCAGGAGUGGGUUGCCAUUAAGAUCAUAAAGAAUAAAAAGGCUUUUCUGAACCAAGCACAGAUCGAAGUACGGCUCCUGGAGCUCAUGAACAAGCAUGAUACAGAGAUGAAGUACUACAUAGUUCACCUAAAGCGGCACUUCAUGUUUCGGAACCACCUCUGUCUGGUGUUCGAGAUGCUGUCUUACAACCUGUAUGACCUGCUUCGUAACACAAAUUUCCGUGGGGUGUCGCUGAACCUGACGCGGAAGUUCGCGCAGCAGUUGUGCACCGCACUGCUCUUCUUGGCCACGCCUGAGCUCAGCAUCAUCCACUGUGACCUCAAGCCCGAGAACAUCCUGCUCUGCAACCCCAAGCGAUCAGCCAUCAAGAUCGUCGACUUUGGCAGCUCCUGCCAACUGGGACAACGGAUAUACCAAUAUAUUCAGAGCCGCUUCUACCGCUCCCCUGAGGUGCUGCUGGGCAUGCCGUAUGACCUGGCUAUAGAUAUGUGGUCGCUUGGCUGUAUUCUGGUGGAGAUGCACACCGGAGAGCCUCUGUUCAGUGGAGCCAACGAGGUGGACCAAAUGAAUAAAAUAGUGGAAGUUUUGGGGGUCCCUCCCAGUCAUAUACUGGACCAGGCACCAAAAGCAAGGAAGUUCUUUGAGAAAAUGUCUGAUAGCACGUGGUGCGCAAAGAAGACCAAAGAUGGAAAAAGGUAUAAGCCGGCAGGCUCACGUAAACUGCACAAUAUUCUGGGUGUGGAGGCCGGGGGGCCAGGCGGCCGGAGAGCGGGCGAGUCGGGCCAUGCUGUUGCCGACUACCUGAAAUUCAAGGACCUGAUCUUGCGGAUGCUGGACUAUGACCCGAAGAGCCGCAUCCAACCAUACUACGCGCUGCAGCACAGCUUCUUCAAGAAGACCGCCGAUGAGGGCACCAACACCAGCAGCAGUGUAUCCACAAGCCCAGCACUGGAGCAGUCUCAAUCCUCUGGAACCACGUCCAGCACCUCCUCCAGCUCAGGAGGUUCUUCUGGAACGAGCACCAGUGGGCGUGCCCGUUCUGAUCCCACUCAUCAGCAUCGGCUAAGUGGAGGCCAUUUCAGUACUGCAGUAGGCAUGGACUGCCACAACCUCUGCCCUCAGGCAAGGCAGGCGUUUGGGCCCUCCCUUGGUUGGGUGGGCGGAGACGGGCUCCAGCAGGCAGCCGGAGAGACUCAUCCAGUCCAAGAGACCACGUUCCACCUGCCUCCCCACCAGCCCAAACCCCUCCACCCACACAGCUCUCAUCACCAUCACCACCAUCCCCAUGCUCAUCACGGCCAGCACGGGCAAGGCCCGGCACGGCCACGCCCUCGCAUCUACUCGCCCUCACACAGCGGCGCCUCCACGCAGGACUCCAUGGAGGUGUCGCAUGGCCACCUGUCCAUGACCUCGCUGUCUUCCUCGGCCUCGUCCUCAUCUACGUCCUCGUCGUCUACAGGCAACCACCACCAUCACCACCCCCAUCAGGCCUAUCAGAGUCGCCCGCUGCCACUGGGCCUAGGCUACGGGCAUGCCUUUUCCAACCCACGCCAGGAAACGGGCACGGCCGGACACGCCGCAUACCCACUCACUACGAACUCGGGCUACAUAGCCGAGACUCAUAUGGGCCUGCGCCAGGGCCUGGACCGUGAGGACUCGCCCAUGGCUGGAGUAUGCGUGCAGCAGAGCUCUGUGGCCAGCUCCUGACUACACUGAGAGGACCCCCCACCCCCCACCCCCCACCCCCUGCCCCGUGUGUGUGGUUUUUAUUUAAA